UGAAGUGCAAAUAUCAGGACUGUUAAAUAGGAAAAUGAUCAUUUUUUCGAGCUUUACUCAAUGCUUUUUUGAAUUUUCUUUUGAUUAAUAAAUAAUAACUUUAUCAUAUUUUCUAUUCUUGUUUGUGAUACAAUAAUUUUAUUAUUUUGUUUUUCUAUCUUUCACUAUUUUCUAAUGAUUUGGUCAAUAAUGAAAUGAGUUGUUUACCUGUAUCGGUGAUUGAACACUGGAUGAUUGCGGUCGUCGUUGAACAGGUUGUAGAAAUUCGCCAACUGUUGGCAUAUUGUAAGGUGAAAAAAGAAGUUUAAAUAAAUCACGUUUCCUCUGCUUUGGUUUUGAAGUAAAGAAGCAGAAGAAGCUAUCGUUAAUAUAGUUAAAACUUGUUUAGUAUUCUUUUGAAGUUGUAACUUAAAGGGAAAUUUUCUGUUAUUAAGCUUAGAAAUAAAAAUAUUAUUGUUAUCCUCUCCAACCUAUUAAAAUUACACUUCUUUUCGCUCUUACUCUUUCUCUACUAUUUAUUUAUCCGCAGGUAAUAGAUGGGUUUUUGUUUGUUUAUUUCAUAGCUAAUGAUCAAGUGAAUUCAAAAGGGAGAGAACCAUAAUUUACGUAGUCAAGAUACAUCUUUUGUUGGUGGUCAAUCAAUAUUCUUGGUUUUUUCCCCUUUGAAUUCAUUUUUAAUAGGUUGGAGAGGAUAACAAUAAUAUUUUUAUUUCUAAGCUUAAUAACAGAAAAUUUCAUUUUUAGAAGAGCAGAGGAAACGUGAUUUAUUUAAACUUCUUUUUUCACCUUACAAUAUGCCAACAGUUGGCGAAUUUCUACAACCUGUUCAACGACGACCGCAAUCAUCCAGUGUUCAAUCACCGAUACAGAAAAAUUCCGAAAUAAGUUCAAUCAUUGAGCGGUCGCUAUCCAAAUCCAACGGCGAACAUGUUAAUUUAGAAUUAAAAUCUGUUCCUGAAAUAUCGUCAAAGUAUAUGGGACCAUGUGGUGGAUGA
This is a messenger RNA of Didymodactylos carnosus, 995 nucleotides long. The record is from the annotation of a GenBank genome assembly. Lineage: Eukaryota; Metazoa; Rotifera; Eurotatoria; Philodinida; Philodinidae.